UUAAAGAAAAAGUAGACGAUUUAUUCCAAGAUUCAGUUAAUUAGGUGUUGCAAAAAUAAGAAAUUUCCCUUUGUUGACACUUGUAUCAACCCCAAUUCAUCCUUCCUUUCACAUAAUUUAUAUUCUCAAAAUUAAACUAAUCCCCCUUCCUACAAAUCAGAUUUAUUAAGUUUUCUUUGAAGUAUGAAUGAUCAUAGCACUAAUCCAUAGCUAACUUUUGAAUAUGAUUUGUUGAGCAGGAACUUAGGCAUAGGAACGAAAUUGGUGCGAGCACUUGAAGAAUGGUUCAAGCAACAAGGCGCAACCUACGCGUACAUGGCGACUGAUUAUACCAACGAGCCUUCCAUUAACUUGUUCACCAAGAAAUGUUCCUAUGUCAAAUUCCGUACACCGACAUUGCUGGUCCAGCCGGUUCACGCCCAUACCAAACCGAUCGGUUCAGAUAUCACAAUCCUUCGAUUAACUCCCGAAACCGCCGAAUCAAUCUACACUCGAAUCUUCAAAGACUCAGAAUUCUUCCCUCGUGACAUCGAUGCAAUUUUAACCAGCCGUAACAGCUUAGGAACGUUUAUAGCCGUGCCAAAUGAAAAACACGGUACCAAAUCAAACCGCGAAGCUAAUUUUGCGAUAUUAAGCGUUUGGAGCACCAAAGAUGUAUUCAGGCUGCAACUGAAAGGCGUCUCUCGGUUAACUCACGCGGUUUGCUCCGGUUUGAGAUUUCUCGAUUCUUGUAUGCCAUGGAUGAAAUUACCUUCGUUCCCUAACGUGUUCGACAAGUUUUGGGUUUAUUUCAUGUAUGUCAUGCACAUGGAAGGCAAAGACGGUCCACGGCCCAUGAAAAGUUUAUGCUAUUUUGUCCACAACAUUGGGAGAUACGACGGAGGAUGUGGAGCUCUAGCGGCAGAGCUUAGCCCAUCAGACGCGGUGGCUUUGGCCGUACCUCAUUGGAAACGGCUUUAAUGGGCCCAAGAUCUCUGGUGUCUCAAGAAACUCUCCGGUGAACCUGAACCGUCCGAUUGGACUAACUCGACAUCUUCUUCUUCUUCUUCCUCCGUGAUUUUUGUUGAUCCUCGUGAUAU
Messenger RNA from Camelina sativa (false flax), 1079 nucleotides. The record is from RefSeq and is a predicted model, not a curated record. NCBI's taxonomy places the organism in Eukaryota, Viridiplantae, Streptophyta, Magnoliopsida, Brassicales, Brassicaceae.